Messenger RNA from Spinacia oleracea (spinach), 543 nucleotides. Its product is annotated as glycine-rich cell wall structural protein 1-like. The transcript is spliced from 3 exons. NCBI's taxonomy places the organism in Eukaryota, Viridiplantae, Streptophyta, Magnoliopsida, Caryophyllales, Amaranthaceae. The record is from RefSeq and is a predicted model, not a curated record. Bases 1 to 543 code for a protein of 180 amino acids.
AUGUGGACUGUCCGUGUGGGACUGAUCCAAAGGAGUGGGGAUGGUGUGGUCUGGCAGUUGUUGGACCGGUGUGGAAUGGGGAAACGCGAAGCAGGGAAGGCUCAAGGAAGCAGGGGAGAACGAGGAGGGAGGAGAAGAGAGGUGGUGAUUGGGCGGUGUGGAAGCGCGGAACCGCGCCGGAGAGGCGACGGAGGUGGGGUGGUCCCGCAACGGCGGAACAGCAAGGAGGGGGAGAAAGUGGUCGCGCAAACAGGGGAAUUUUUGUGCGGUGAUGUGGGGGUUUCGGGGGGUGGCUGCGGUGGUUUUCCGGCGAGGGUGAAAUUGGGGGUUAAUUCAGGAGAUGGUGCGGUGGCUGGAAGUGUUGGUUGCGUGGUUGGGUGGUGCGGCAGAGGGAGGCAGGGGAGUUUGAGUGGAAGGGAAAAGCAAGGGAGGUGUGGUGUAGUGGUGGCGCGGGGUGGUCGGACGGUGGUAGGCAGAGUUACUGCCGGUGGUGGUGGUGGUGGUGGUGGUGGUGGUGGUUCGAAAUCGAAGCAAAGAUGGUGA